CAACGAGAAAUUAAAUAGUAGUGGGGAAGGGAGUUAAGAAGGCAUAAUCAAACAUCAACACACACAACUACUCCAUAAAGUUGUAGAAGGUAAAAAAGUAAAAAGUCUAUUCAGUCAAACCGCACCCAUUGUAACUGAUUCAUCUAUAUAUUUGUGAUUAUGUUGAUAUAUAUAUAUUUUUUUUCUUUUAUUAUUUAACGUGAUAAUAAUCUUACAUUGGAAUGUUAUCAGUAAUACAUCAAACAAUAUUUAAAAAAAAUUCAUAUAAUUUAUUUUAACAUCAAUUUAAAAGAAAUGAAAAAUAAAAAUAUUUGUUAGUGUAUAAAAGUAUAAAGACGCUUUGCAAAAAUAAUUUUUUAAUUUAUUUAUAUCAGUGUCUAUUAAUAAAAAAUUAAUUUGACAAUGAUAUAUCGAUAAAAGUGAAUUUAUAUUUUAUUAUUUGUGCAAUAAAGUUGGAAUAAAUUAUAUUAUUAUUUUAAAUAUUUAAAAAAAGUUAUAUGUGAGUGUUGUGAUGAAGAUGCGAGUGUUAUGGUUGUUUUUUGUUUUGCUCAUUGUUGUUAAUUGUGAUGAUAAUGAUAAUGAUGAUAAUGUUGAUGAUAGUGAUAAUAAUAAUAAUGAAGUAUCAACUGAUUUACCAUCAAUAUAUUAUACUGAACCAUCAAGUUCUGGUGAUAAUGAUGCUAAAGGUUUUACUGAAAUACCUGGUGGACAUAUUGUUCGUAAUAAACGUGUAUUGGAAAAAUCAAAAAGUCCAUAUUUAUUGCGAGAAGAUCUUUUUAUUGAACGAGAGGGUAAACUUGUCGUUGAGUCUGGUGUUGAAAUCCGGUUUGCACCAAUGAUAGGCAUCACUGUUCGUGGUAUCCUCACUGCCAAGGGUGAGCCGGAGGCUCCAAUAAUAUUAACAAGUUCAAAAGAGCCAUCACCAUCAUCAUCAAGUCAGUCAGAAACGAGAUUAAUUCGUCUUGUUGAUGGUCCAUCAACAUUAGAAGGACGUUUACAAAUAUUUCAUCGUGGUAGUUGGCGUUCAGUAUGUACAAAUUCACGUAAUUGGACGCGAGCAACAUAUGAAACAGCAUGUCGUGAAUUGGGUUAUCAAGGUGGUCGUUGGUCAGGUUGGAUUGAUAAAUUAUGGCCAUCAAAACCACGUUUAUUAUAUGAAGAUCCACAAUGUCAUGGUACUGAAUCAUCACUUCAAGAUUGUUUACAAUGGUCAAAUCGUCAACUUGGUUCUGGUGUUUGUGAUUAUCAUCCAGAUAUAUCAAUAUCAUGUACACAAAAACAUGAUGGUUCAUCUAAAAAUACAAAAAAUUGGCGUGGUAUUAAAUUUGAAAAUGCAAUAUAUGAAAAACCAUUAAUACAAGAAAAUACAUUUUAUAUUAAAAGAUCAAAAUCAAUAAUGCGGCAUAUUACUUUAAAGUACGCUGGUUCCGGAAGAGAUUAUAAUGUCACGUCUGCGUUGCACGUAGAGGGUGUUCCGCCGCAAAUUGAUUCUCUUAUAAUAUUAAAUUCAGCAUAUAAUGGUAUUAAUAUAACAACACCAGAUUCACCAAUAAUUAUAAAUAAUUGUACAAUUAAAAAUAAUAAUGGUUAUGGUAUAUUUAUGAAUAGUUCAACUGGUUUAGCACAUAUUAAUAAUUGUGAAAUUAUUAAUAAUUAUGGUGAUGGAAUUAAAUAUAUUCAUUAUGAUGAAAGACCAGAUGAUAAACUUGAUAGAAAUAAUAUAUAUGAUUUAUGUACAUUUCCAUCAACAACAAGUCAAACAUUUCCAAUAACAAUAUCAAUGGAACAAUCAAAAUAUUCACAAAAUGAUAAAAUAUGUUCACAACGUAUAUUUACACGUUAUGGACAUGUAUUAACAUUACAAUUUUUACAAAUGAAAACAGAUCGUAAUGAUUCUGGUAGUAUUAUGAUAUAUGAUGGUUUAAGUGAACAUGAUAAAUUAAUAGCAAAUGUUAAUAUACGUAAUAAUACAUUACCACAAAGUAUAACAACAACAAAACAAGAACUUUAUAUACAAUUUAUUGCACAAUCUAAAACAAAAAUUAUUAAUUUUAUACGUAUAUCAUCUGGUUAUAAAAAAAAAUAUGAUUUAAAUAUAACAAAUAGUAUUAUUGAAGGUAAUAAUGGACGUGGUAUUGGAGUUGAAAAUUUACGUUCAUUAUUACAUGUACAUGGUACAUCUGUAUCAGCAAAUAAUCAUAUUGCUGGUAUUCAUGUGUUGAAUGGUGCUGCUGAUAUUAAUAUAACAUCAAGUAGAAUAUCAUAUAAUAAUGCAGCUGGUAUUAAUAUUACAAUGACUGGUGGUAAUCGUAAUAUAUCUAAAAGUAUUAUAUCAUCAAAUCAAGGAUAUGGUUUAUCAUUAUGGUUAAAUGAUAGUUUAUCAAGUGAAUAUUUAUCAUUUAAUCAAACAACAGUUGUUGAAUAUUCAAAUAUAUUUAAUAAUAAUGAUAUUGGUGUAUUAAUUGGUAAUUCAACUGGUUUAUCAUAUGUUAAUAUAACUGGUAAUAAUUUUUAUGAUUGUCGUGAUAUUGCAAUUAAAAUACAAACAAGUUGGAUAAAUGAUAAUAAAACAACAACACUUAAAUUACAAAUUGGUAAUAAUAUAUUUAUAAAUAAUAGUAAAGUUGGUAUUGAUAUAUCACCAGCAUUAAAUAUUAUUGGUAAAAUUGAAUAUAAUCAAUUUCGUAAACAUAAAUUUGGUGUUAUACAUAUUAAAAAUUCAUUAUUAUAUGAAGAAUUUAAUGUAUUACCAGCAAAUAUAUUAAUUCAAUAUAAUGAUUUUUUUAUAAAUUCAGGUAUUUAUGUUGUAUCAUUGGGUUUAUCAACAUAUAGUGAUUUACAAUAUUUAUUAUUUACAAGAAAUUUUAUAAAAGAUAAUAAUAUUAGUGAACCAUUUGAUUUAUAUAAUUAUCAUAAAAAAUUAAUACCAAGAUCAAGAGUAUCAGCUGUUAUUGUUGUAUCAUCAAGUAAUGUUGUUAUAUUUAGAAAUAUAAUUAGUAAUCCAGAUUCAAAUUAUGAAAUUGGUUCACAUCUUGAGGAUCAAAGUAAAAUAAUUAAUUGUACAUUAAAUUGGCUUGGUUCAAGUGAUGAAAAUAAAAUACUUGAUAAAUUAUUUUAUCGUAAAGAUCGUUAUAAUUUAGCUAAAAUUGAUUAUUUACCAUAUUUAUUACAUGAUAAUAAUCCAGCAUCAAAUAUUAAAAGAGAUGAUCAAUAUUAUGUACAACAAUUUAUAAAAACAGGAACAAAUUUAAUUGGUGGUGAAAUUGAUGGUCAAUUAACAUUAUAUAAUGGUGAAUAUAUUGUUGAACGUGAUAUUAAUAUACGUCCUGGUGGUAAAUUAAUACUUGAAGCUGGUGUUACAUUAAAAUUUCCACCAGCAGUUGGUAUGAUGGUUGCUGGUACUCUAACAGCACAUGGUACUGAUACAAAUCAAAUAUUAUUAACUUUAAAAGAAGAAACAAAAAUUAAAUCAACAAAAAAUAAUAGUACCAAGAAUAUAUUUGAUAAUAGCAAUAAUAAUAUACCAAUAAGAUUACUUGGUGGUAAUAAAACAAAUUAUGAAGGACGUUUACAAGUUAAAAUUGGUGAAAAAUGGGGAACAGUUUGUAAUUAUGGUUGGACAAUAAAUAAUGCAGCACUUGUUUGUCAUCAACUUGGUUUAGUGCUUGAUCCAGAUGAUUGGAAUUUUGAAAGAUCAGAUAUUCCUGAUGCAGGUAAAAAUGAAGAUAUUAUUAUCAGUAAUGUAAGAUGCACUGAUGAUGAUAUUGACAUAACAAAAUGUAAAUUAGAAUUUUUUGAUGAGUUUGAAAAUUCUUGUUCACAUGAUAAUGAUGUUGGUGUUCGUUGUUUAGAAGCAGCUUGGGCAGGUUUACGUCUUGGUCCACUUGCAACAAGAACUGAUCUUAAAUAUAUUACAAUUGAAAAAUCUGGAUUACUUGAUUAUACAACAAAUGCAUUUAAACCAGCAUUACAAAUUGAUUUUUCACGUCAUUCAUUGGAAAAUUUAAAUAUUAUAAAUAAUUUACAAGAUGGUAUUGGUAUUAUUUAUUCAGAUAUAUAUUCUGGUGAUGCUAUUAAUACAAUUGAUAAUUGUGAUUUAUCAUAUAAUAGAGGUAGUGGAAUUAGUUUUAAACAACUUGGUUUAAAAAUACUUAAUUCAAAAAUUGAAAAUAACAAAAUUUCUGGUAUAAGGCAUAAUCCAGCUCUCUCAGCAGUUAAGCAGAGAGAAUUUGCUGGAUGGUUCAUGCAAUCAACCAGUGCAUCAGUUGAUAUAACAUAUAAACCAACAAUAAUACCGGAUGAUUUUAUUAAUAAUAAUUUAAAUAAUAUUAUUAAAUUAGAUUCAUCAAGUAUAAUAUAUUUAGUAACAUCUAAAAUUAAUAAAAAUAAUAAUAAUAUUAAAAUUAAUAUAGAAAUUGAAUGUUCACCAGAAAGAAUAAUUGGUAUACAAUUAUUAAAUCCAAUUGAAAAUAGAAGUACUGAAUCAAUAAUAAUACAUGAUUCAAAAAGGAUAAAUUCAAAUGGUAAUAUAUGGAAUUUAAAAAGAGAUUUAUCUGUAUUUCCAGUAUCAUCAAGUUCAUAUACACUUAUUAUAGAAUAUGAAAGUGGUGAUAAUGCAAUUGGUGGUGCUGUAUUAGUAUUAACAACAAUUGAAGCAAUACAACAAAAUAUUAAAAAUCGUAUUAAACAAGGACCAAUACCAACAUUAACAUUAAUUAAUACAAUUAUAAAACGUAAUAAAAAUGGUAUAUAUGCAUCAUAUUAUAAUAGAAAUUUUGAUGAAAUUGGUAAUCAUUUUUUACGUAAAUCAAAUGAAUCAAUACGUUUUAUUAAUUGUGAUAUAUCAAAUAAUGAAAAUGAAGCAAUUAAAAUAUUAUCACCAUACUGGAAUAUUUAUCAAUCAAAUAUAUCAGAAAUAUCAAUUCAUAUUAAUAGAACAUUAAUAACAGAUAAUGGACGUGGUAUUUAUCAAUUUAGUCAUGAUAUGAGACAAUCAAAUAAUUUAUUUCAUUGGAUUAUACAAGAUAGUACUAUUGAAAGAAAUAAAGAUGGUGGUUUUAAUGUUGCAUUACCAUAUGUAUGGCAAUAUAAUGAAAAUUUUACUCAUUCAUUAUAUUUUGAUAAUAAUACAUGGCGUGAUAAUUAUAAUUUUGGUAUUAUUAUUGAUGGACAUUAUGCAACAUUAAAUAUGUCAAAUAAUAAAUUUAAUGAUAAUAAAUGUAAACAUGGUUUAAUAUCAAUACGUGGAAUGGAAAAAAAAAUGAAAAUUCAUAAUAAUCAUAUUGAAAAUAAUAAUGGUACAUUUAUGAUUGAAUUUAAAAUUGAUAGUCAAUCAGAAAUUAUUGGUGAAAUACCAGCAAUAUUUAAUAAAAAUUAUGUUAGUAAAAAUUAUGAUGGUUUAAUAACAAAUAAAUAUUAUCAAAAUACUGAUAAUAGAAAUCAUCAACAAAUGUUUAAUAUACAAACAUGUGUUGUUUGUUUUCGUGGUAUACAAAAAGUAAUAAUAAAACGUAAUAUAUUUGGUGAUAAUGCAUUAAAUUAUGAAUUACUUGCUGGUAUUAAAACAGCUAAAAUUAAUAAUAAUGUUAAUGUAGAAGAAAAUUGGUGGGGUACAUCAAAUGAUAAUGAAAUUAAAAAACGUAUAUUUGAUUUUGAUGAUUGGAAUAAUCAUGCUAUUGCAAAUUAUCGUCCAUAUUUAAAUAAUAAUGAAUUUACAGCUGAUUUAAUAACAACAAAAUGGGAUAUAACAACAUCAAUUGAUAUGGAUAAUUUAGGUGGACGUAUUAUUAAUAAUUUAUUAAUUCAAUAUCGUGAUAAACCAUAUAUUAUUAAUUCAGAUAUAACAAUAAUGCCUGAAGCAACAGUUAUCAUUGAACCUGGUGUUAAAAUGGAAUUUGCAUCAAAUGUUGGUAUACUUGUAUUGGGUACAUUAAAAGCAAUUGGUGAACGUGAUAAUGAAAUUAUUAUGAGACCAAUAGUAAAAUCAAAAAAUACAAAUGAUGAUGAUGAUAAUAAUGAUGUAACUAAAUCAUCAUUAUCUAGUAAUAAUGAUGUACCAACAAUAAGAUUAUGUAAAGAGGGUAAAUGUAAUUCAACAACAAAUGAAGGUUUUAUUGAAUAUUUUAAUAAAACAACAUUACAAUGGAUACCAAUAUGUGAUUCAAGAUUUAGUGAAAGAAAUGCACAAGUUGCAUGUCGUCAAUUAGGAUAUAAUUCAUUAAAUGUAUUUGUAUCACAUGAUAAGCGAUAUGAAUUACAUCCUGGUUCAUUAACAAGAAUAUGGUCAUGGCCUGAACCAUUACAAUGUUCUGGUAAUGAAGAAAAUUUAGAUAAUUGUCAAAUACGUUUAAAUGGACAAUUAUAUGGUAAAAAAUUAAAUUGUCCAUGGGAUGGUAAAUGGGUAUUUAUAAAUUGUGGUAAUGAUUAUAAUAAUAAAAAUAAUAAUUAUAAUUAUUGGGGUGGUAUUAGAAUUGCAAAUAGUGAAUUUGAACAUCAUUUUUAUGAGCAUAGAAUGCAUGAUUUAAUAACACAUGAAACAAUAAGAAGAGUUGAAUCAAUAUUAAAAUAUAUUAAUAUUGAAGGAGCUGGUAUAUUACAUAAUGAAAAAUCACCAGCAAUACAAACAGUUAUGAAAAAUCCAGAAAUAUUAUUUGUUAAUAUAAAUAAUAGUGCAUAUCAUGGAAUAAAUAUAAUAUCACCAACACAUACAUUACAAUUACGUUUUAAUAAAAUAAAUAAUGCAUAUGGUAAUGGUAUUAAUUUAUUAUCAUUAACUGGUGAAGGACGUGAAGCUGAUGAAAGUUCAUUUACACCAUUAAAAAAUAUUAAUAUACCAUAUAAUUUAUUUAGUAUGGUUGAUAUUUGUGAUACAAGUAAAGAAAUUGAAAUUGAAGAAAGAAUAUUAUUAUAUUAUAAAUAUGAUAAUAAUCCAGUUAAUUGUAUUAAAAUAUUUCGUAGUACAUAUAGAGCAAAACCAAUUGGUUUUAGAUUAUUACAAUUUAAUAUAUUUAAUUCAACUGGUAAACCAGGUAGAGCUGAUGAAAUAACAUUAUAUGAUGGUGAUAUAUAUAAUAUAACUGCUAAAAAAAUUGGACAAUUAAAAUUUAAUAGUAAAGAUGAAAAAAAAUUAUUUAAAACAGAUGGACCAAGUUUAAGUGUUAAAUUAUUUGCAAAUGGUGCAAGUGGUAUUUAUGGUUUUAUUGCUGAAAUAGUUACAUUACCAAUAUCAGCAAUUGGUUUUAAUCGUGAUGUACAACAUAAUAUAUCAAAUUCAAUAAUAUCAAAUUGUCAAGAUGGAGCUAUUAAAUAUUCAAAUGCUGGUGAAGUUAAUGCUAUUGUAACAAUUGAAAAAAAUCAAAUAAUUUAUAAUUGUAAAAAAUAUUAUGGUAAUUUUACAACUUGUAAAGAAACAAUAUCAAUGAAUAUACAAAAUACACAAUCAUUAUAUUUUAGAAAUAAUUUAAUACGUUAUAAUCAAGGUGGUUUAUCAAUAAUAUCUGAUUCAAGAGGAUCAGCAACAUCAUUAAAAGGAUGGAUAUAUAAUAAUUUAUUUUCUGAUAAUUAUAAUGCACCAGUAUUAUCAAUUGAAGGAAGAAAAAGUAGUCCAUAUCAAGAAAUUACAAUAUUUAGAAAUUAUUUUAUGAAAAAUAAUGCACCAUAUGAUAAUAAUAUUAUAUUAAAACAAGUUGUUAGUAAUAUGACACUCAAUUAUCUUCGUGCUAAUUUGGGUCUUCAUUUACUUGAAGUAUCUGGUUUUGAACGUGUUAGAUUACCAAUUUAUCAGACAACAUCACAUAAUGGAUUUUAUAAUAAUUAUGCUGUUGAUCCAUUUGGUAGAAGUACCAUUGUUGCUGGUACACCUGGUCAACAAUAUGUUGAUAAUAUAUUUUUUAAUCCAGAUAAUGAUUAUGAAAUUAUGACUGUCAAUCGAUCACUAGUUGUCAACAAGGAAUUGUAUGAUAAUCAUUUAGAAAUGUGGAGAUCUCAUGUUGAUGCUAAACAUAAUUGGUGGAGUUAUAAUGAAACAUUAGCUGUUGCUGGAAGAAUACGUGAUCGUGAAGAUUCACUUGAGCUACUUCAAGUUGAUUAUAUACCAUAUCAUAUGAAUAAUAAAACAGUAUUAAAUGAUAAAUGUCCACCUGGUUGGGAUUUAGUUGGUGAUACAUGUUAUAUUUAUAUUGGUGCACCAAUGGAUUUUUUUAGUGCACGUAAAUUUUGUCAAGAAGCUAAUGCAUCAAUGCCAUUUAUUGUUCCAUCAACAGUACCAUUUACAACUGGUAAAUAUUCAGCACUUUGGGAAUUUUUAUUAAAACAACAAGAACGUUUUUCAUAUUCUGAUCUUGUAUGGAUACAAGAUUUAGAUAGAAUUAAUCAAUGUACAACAUUUACAUAUCAACAUAUUGAAAUUGAUAAUUGUGAUAGACCAAGUCCAUUUAUUUGUGAAAUUGAUCCUGGUAUAAGAAUUAAUCCACUUUCAUGGAAAGCUGAUGUUGUUGCACUUGGUGUAUUUAGUGCAUGUACAAUUGCUAUUGCUUUACUUGCUAUUGCAAUUUGUUUUUGGAUAUCAAAAUCAAAAAGAAGAAAAGUUGAACGUUUAGAAAGACGUAAUUCAAUAAGACAAUCGCUACAUUCACUUAGAUCAAUUGGAUCAACAACUGGAUUUACAGAAUUAUCCUACAGGCGCAAACCCCUUGCGACCAAAUCAACGGACACUCUUGCAUCCAGAUCAAUGGAUUAUAAAAAAAUGAUGAAUAAUGGAAGUAUUGAUUCAAUGGAUAAAUCUCAAUUGAAUUCAUCAAUAGAAGAUAAUCGAAGUUAUGAUGUAUAUGAAUCUCAUAAUCCUCAAUAUUCACCAAGUACAAGUGAUUUUAAAACAGCAACAUCAUCAUCAUCAACAGCAACGAAACAAACAAAUCAAAAAUAUCAAGUUCCUCAUGCAGAUAAUCCAGUAUUUGAUUUGGCAUAUCGUAAUGAAGGAUUUAGAAAUCAUUCAACAUUUACAUCACGUAAUAAUAGUAAUUGGGCAUCAAUGGCAAAUAGUGAAGUUGCACAUGAUGAUACACCAACAGAUCAAAUAAAUGAAUCAACUUAUUUAAAUACAAAUACAUCAACAUUACCACUUAAUUCAAGUAUUGCAAUGACUGAUUCAAUAUCUGAAUUAAAACGUGAUAUUGAUAAUGCACCAUAUUCAUAUGAACAAUAUGGUCCACCACCAAUAACACCUGGUUCAGAACCAGUACCAGAAUAUUUUAUUCCUCCAUCACCACCUCAGCCUUAUUAUUAUGACGAACGACCACGUAGUGGUACAUUACUUGAAACAAAUUUAGAUUGUAAUGAAGAUAAACCAUUACGAUCAAAAAGUGAAGCAUUAUUAGAGACAAAUUUUGAUGUUUAUUUUCCAAAUGAAACGACUGAACUUACUCAGUUAUCUGCUAAUUCUAGAAGCAAGAGUCAACCUCUUGAAACAGCAAUGUAAAGUACAAACAUAAAAAAAAAAACAAAAAAAAAAAAGAUAACGAAAAAUCCACGUAAAUUAUUAAUUUAAUUAAAUUAAUUAUUAUAAUAAAUAUAUAUUGUUUAAAAAUAAUAAUUAUUGAUUAAUGAUUAAAAUUUAAAUAUUAUAUCAAUAAUUUUUAUAUACUCAAUUUAGAUGCAAAAAUUGAAUUUUUUAUUCAAUAUAUAUUUAUUAUUAAUAAUUAAUUUUAAUUAAAAUUAAUAAUUGGUGCCUUUGAUUUUGUAAAUAUUUAACAAUGUUUAGAAUAGCAAGUUAGAAUAAGUCAAUCAUAUUUUUUAUUAUUAUCAUCGUUAGAACAAAAAAAGAAAAAGGAAGCGAGAGUUGAAUGAAUUCAUAAAGAUUUUAUAAAUGAAUUGUUUGUGAUAUAGAUUCGUAAUUAUAUAGAGAAUUAGUUUAAUUGGUAAUAUUCAUAAUUGUAUCAAUUAAUUGUGAGAAUUAAUUUGAGUGUUAUAAUUUAUAAAUAAUGUUAUUUUCCAUGUUUGUUGGAAACUAUUACAUUUCUUUUUUUAAAGUAUAAUAACUCCGUCCAAUUGAUAUUAAAUAGAAAUAAUAUUAAUUAGGAAAAUUGAAUGAUUGAUAUUGAUACAAAUAUAUAGCAAAUUAUCUCGAGUAAAUGUGUAUGCAUUGAUUAGUAAAUAAGUUAAUGAAUAAGUUUAAUAAUCGAUCAAUUAGUUU
Molecule: messenger RNA, 10189 nt
Organism: Aphidius gifuensis
Lineage: Eukaryota; Metazoa; Arthropoda; Insecta; Hymenoptera; Braconidae
Gene: bark
Product: protein bark beetle
Exons: 5
Coding region: 512-9475 (2987 amino acids)
Cellular component (GO): membrane
Source: RefSeq, a predicted model, not a curated record